AUGCCUAUCGAUUAUUCUAAAUGGGAUAAGAUUGAGUUAUCAGAUGAUUCAGACGUUGAAGUUCAUCCAAAUGUCGAUAAGAAAUCAUUCAUAAAAUGGAAACAGCAAAGUAUUCAUGAACAAAGAUUCAAGAGAAAUCAAGAUAUCAAGAAUUUGGAAACACAAGUCGAUAUGUAUGCAAAUUUGAAUAAAAGAGUGGAUAAGAUUUUACAGCAAGUUGAUGUGGCAAAAUUUGCUGAUUUAACUUCUAUUACCAAAUUUUUGAAUGAAAAUUUUGAUAAAGUUGAAAAAUCUGCUGGUGAUAACGUGGAUCCUGAUAUUGCUACUUACAAUGAGAUGGUGGAAGAUUUAUUUGAACAAUUGAAAGGUGAUGCUAAGAAAGAAAAUAAGAAUCCAGAAGAUGGAACCAUCAUCAAACAAUUACUGUUGAACCAUAGAUCUAAAAUUGACUCUGUCACUGUUGAGGCUAAGGAAAAAUUGGAUGAAUUAUAUAAAGAAAAACAAGCACAUAUCUCUUCAGAAGAUGUCCACACCGGAUUUGACAGUGGUUUUAUGAAUAAAAAGAAGGAUAGUGAGGAUGAUAAAGCAAAAAAUGUCAACAAAGCUAUGGAAUCCAUGAAAAUAAAGCAGGAUGAUGAUGAAACCAUCAGAAAUAUCGUUUUAAAUAGCGCCAAAGUAAGUCCACCAAUGGAAUUCAUUGAUUACAAAGAUGAUGUCUUGAAAUUAGCGCCUGAGACGGAAGCGUUUGGUUCCAUUCCAUUCAAUGAAUAUAAGCAAAUGGAACAAUAUUUGGUCAAUAAUAUGCAAAUUAUAUCUGAACAACAAAAAGAUGCUUUAAUGAUGAAAUCUUUUGAAUAUCAAAUGGAUGACGAUGAUAAGGAAGCAGAUACGAAGACAUAUCAAAUCAUUCACCAGUCAGAACUGCUGGGAUACAUUCGUGAAAUUUAUGACUUGAAAAAAAUUUCAACCUUGAAUGUCAAUGAAUUGAAAGAAGUUAUUUCUAUGUUUUUUAAUAAGGUUAUAUUCAAUACUUCUAACACGAAAGGUAAAGAAUCCUUUUUACAGAGUGUGUCCGCAAAAUUCAAUCACGUUAAACAAAGAUCUAAGAUAAUCAGAGAGGAGCAAAGUGCUGAAGAAGUUAAUGUCGAGGGUGUUGAAACUAUACAGUUGAAGUCACUCGAUGACUCCACUGAAUUGGAGGUCAAUUUACCUGACUUCAGUUCGAAGGAUGCUAAUGAAAUAAGAAAAUGUGAAGUUUUUAACACGUUAUCGGUUGAAAUGCAGGAAGCACUAAAGACACAAAGCUUGGAUAAAGUAAAUGAAGUUUUUGCAAAAAUGACAAUUGAAGAUGCUGAAAACGUUCUAGACAUUUUCAAUGAAGCAGAAAUUAUUGGUGUCAAAGCUUUAUUAGAAAAUGAGGAUGAUUUCAAUGAGAUUAAAAGAGAAUAUAACAGAGAAAUAUCUGACGAAGGUAACUACGAGAAUAUUAACGAUGUGGUUGAUUGA
Kazachstania africana CBS 2517 is the source of this 1506-nucleotide messenger RNA. It is a transcript of the gene CDC37, whose product is annotated as Hsp90 co-chaperone CDC37. The coding region runs from base 1 to 1506 and encodes 501 amino acids. Lineage: Eukaryota; Fungi; Ascomycota; Saccharomycetes; Saccharomycetales; Saccharomycetaceae. The transcript has a single exon. Gene Ontology annotation, cellular component: cytoplasm. Gene Ontology annotation, molecular function: heat shock protein binding; protein-folding chaperone binding; protein kinase binding. The record is from RefSeq and is a predicted model, not a curated record. Gene Ontology annotation, biological process: protein stabilization; protein folding.